Messenger RNA from Aspergillus costaricaensis CBS 115574, 542 nucleotides. RefSeq lists its product as uncharacterized. Bases 48 to 542 code for a protein of 164 amino acids. The transcript has a single exon. Lineage: Eukaryota; Fungi; Ascomycota; Eurotiomycetes; Eurotiales; Aspergillaceae. The record is from RefSeq and is a predicted model, not a curated record.
CCCUCUCAACACCACCAUCAUCCCAUCAUCUAUGAUAUUGCCACAGAAUGCCCCCCAAACAAACCCUCAAACAAACCACCCAUACCUUCCUAGAUACUCUAACUCAAAUCCCCCCACCCCCCCUCACCACCAUCCUCUCCCAAUUCACCUCCUCCCCCAACACUACCCCCCUUAUCCACGAAGCCGGCCUCCCUCACCUCGCCCCCUUCCUCGGCCGCGACUUCACCGGCCAAGACGGAGUGAAAGCGUACUUCGAGACCAUGGGCGCGGCGCUACGCUACGAGGGGAUGCGAUUCGAGGAUGAGCAGGAUUGGGUGGUUGACGAGGAGAAAGGGUGUGUUUGUGUCCGCGGGUGGGCGAAAUUCAUUGCCAAAGAGACAGAAAUGGGUUGGGAUGAGGGGUUCGUGUAUAGGUUGAGGAUUGUGCAGGAUGGUGGUAGUGGUGGGGAGUGGAAGGUGCAAGAGUAUAGAGUGUGGGCUGAUACGGGGGCGGCGUAUUUGGCUCUUACGGGGAGGUUGGAUGAUCUUGUGAAGGGGGAGUGA